AUGGUGUACUGGUUGCACAAAGCAACUUGUGUUUGCCUUUCAACUAAUUGGACACUCUGGCAGCUGAAAACACUUAAGCAGAUGAGCGAACAUUGGGGAAUAUUCGUCAAGUACUGUAAAGAUAACGAUUACGAGAGGGAACUUGAGGUCAUAGAGUCAGCAGCCAUUGACAGCAGGGAUCCUUCUCGGUUACAACACCCCCUUUCUUUAACCCACUACAGUGACGUCUCUCAAACGUCAGAGAGAGGACAAAAUCAGAGCUUUUCUUCAGCAAGUAAUGUUGGGGAUGCAGCGUGUAGUUUUGGUGACGCAUCUUCACGGUCUCAUGAUAUUCAGUAUCAGAGAUAUCCUCAUGCUCAGCGGCAGCUCUCACCACCUGUGUCAGUCGAAGAAGGAUCCCUCCCUCCAUCAGUAACAAGACGACAGCACAGCUUGCCGGCCAGCAGUAGGUACGUCCAACCGACAUCAAGAGCACAGGGGGAAGAACUAUCCGACAGAACCGGGGACAACAUUAAUGCAGAGUAUCUGAGGGAAUCCCAAAGGGCAUCAGCAGCACCCGCACGUCCCAUCCCUGACAAAAUAGACAGAGAUAUCCAGACUUUGUCUGAAUCUCUGUCUCAAGUAGACCUUGAUGGGAAUAAGGAGCAUCAUAUUCCUCCCGACACGAUCCACAUCACAUACUCGGUGAACCUCAAAACCGGCAAAACGCAGCACGUAGCCACGAAGCCGUCUCCUGAGGAACCACCAACUGAAGUCGCCUCCAAGAAGCACGUCCGCGAGGCUCUUAAAAGACCGCAAAAUAAUCUGAGACUAAAGUAUGACUUCUUCGUCAUCUACAGCAGUAGUGCCUCUGAAUGGGUGCAACACCGCAUGCUGGAAGAACUGGAAGAAAGCGGUUUUAAAGGCUGCAUCAAAGAUCGCGACUUCGAACUCGGCAAACCCAGGCUACAAAACUACUCAGACAGCAUUGAGGACAGUGUCUGUGUCAUUAUUGUACUCACCAGGGACUUUGAAACCAACGAUAAUGACCUCAGGGCCAUGUAUAUUGUAUUGGAGAGUGAUCGGCUGGUUAUCCCUGUUCUCCUUGAAGACAGGGUAAUGCCACCGGUGCUCAAACCAAUCAAGCACCUUGAUGCAACAGGUGCUGUUGACUGGCCGAAAUUGGCAAGCUGUAUCGAGCAACAGGUUAAACUUUAG
Molecule: messenger RNA, 1197 nt
Organism: Patiria miniata (bat star)
Lineage: Eukaryota; Metazoa; Echinodermata; Asteroidea; Valvatida; Asterinidae
Exons: 1
Coding region: 1-1197 (398 amino acids)
Biological process (GO): signal transduction
Source: RefSeq, a predicted model, not a curated record